UAAGUGUAAAAUUGUUUGUUGCAAGCCGCGGAUGCUACAUGAUCACGUGCCUGUGAUUGCCUCGCCAUGCUAUCAUUUCCUCCGGGAUUCUUACAUUCCAAACCCAGGUUAAAGUAUUUAUUUUUCAUCAAAUUCAUUCAUCGUUUGAUUAUAGCCUUCUAACAAAAUGCUUCGCCGUAAGCCAACCGCAAUAGCCGUGACAUCAGAAGACCUUGUUGCCUUCGAAGAAGCGCGACUUCGCAAGUUGACUCGAAGCAACGAAGUUACAAAUCAUGCCACGGACACCUAUCCUGUCAACUUUGAUCCAAAUGAUGAACUGAAACCUUUGCCUGGAGACAAGGCAAGAAUAGUUCGUUCUCGCGACGAACGUAUAGGCGUUUCUCGUCAUCAUUGAACAACCGCAAAUCUCUUUUUAUCAAUUGCCUCACCAAUUUUCCCUUGCACCUUGGACAAGUCGUUGCUGGUCUGCAUGCCAUCUAUCCCACUCGCCCGCCUCACACUGCUUACUGUGGGAUCUGUAUUUCGACAAAGCCCAUUGUCCCUUGUACUUUGUCACGCGGUCAGUGUCCACCACGCAGAACCUUCCUUUCACUUUCGCCGUUGCUCAUUCUAGGACCACUCGAAGCCUUAAACGAGGCUGACAAGUAUAAAGUCCAUUUGAAUUUCCUGAGUAUAGCAUAUCUGCGCUUUCCUGUUUGCACAAGGCCCAGAAGCUCCGAUCUACAUAAGAUCGUGUUUUGCAUUUACUUUACAAGAGAA
Molecule: messenger RNA, 759 nt
Organism: Aspergillus uvarum CBS 121591
Lineage: Eukaryota; Fungi; Ascomycota; Eurotiomycetes; Eurotiales; Aspergillaceae
Product: CDC26 family anaphase-promoting complex subunit
Exons: 1
Coding region: 167-394 (75 amino acids)
Biological process (GO): anaphase-promoting complex-dependent catabolic process
Cellular component (GO): anaphase-promoting complex
Source: RefSeq, a predicted model, not a curated record